This is a messenger RNA of Debaryomyces tyrocola, 1722 nucleotides long. The record is from the annotation of a GenBank genome assembly. NCBI's taxonomy places the organism in Eukaryota, Fungi, Ascomycota, Pichiomycetes, Serinales, Debaryomycetaceae.
AUGGCUAAGAAGAAGAAGUCGAAUGCUACCAAUGCAGCUAGAUUACUAGAAUCGUCUGUUUCACCUAUAGUCGAGCUUAAAUAUCCCGAACCGUUAUUUACAAUUGCUGCUCAUCCAACCAAACCAAUUUUAUUAUCAGGAUUGGCUACUGGACAUAUCUAUUGUAGCACAUACGAUGCUGAUAUAUUAGAAGAAGCUCAAAGUACUAAACGUGAAAGGCUUUCAUUAUUAGAGAAAGAAGCAUUUAAGACAGGUAAAAUAGCUCAUAUAAACAGAUCUGUGUCGCAACUGAAACAGAAGUGGUGGACAGUCAUAGAAGAUAAUACCGACAUUCCGGAUGGUUCAAAUAUUGUAAAUAACUGGAAAACUAAAAGACAUAAAGGGUCUUGUCGGUCAGCUAUUUUUGAUCCUCUUGAAAAUUCAUUAGGUGAAAAUAUCUAUUCAGUAGGCACGGACCAUAUAAUCAAAAAGGCGAACACUGAAACAGGGAAGGUGUUGUCUAAGGCUACCAUAUCAGAACACUAUUCUGACAAGAACGAUGCGAUAACUAAGCUUGUACAUUCUACAUCCCAUCCUUUUUUGUUGUCGGGCACUGAAAAUGGUGAUGUCUUAGUUUAUGACAGUAACAAUAUGGCUUCAAAUCAAUUGAAAUUCAACGUCUCAAAAGCGCAUGAUGAUUCCAUAAACCAUAUUUUACCAAUUCCAGCAGUUUCAGCUUAUCACUAUUUAACGCUUGGUUCUACUACUUUAUCACAUAUUGAUAUUCGUAAAGGUAUUAUAACCCAAUCAGAUGAUCAAGAGGAUGAAUUACUCUCGAUGUGCUUUGCUUCCGAUCAUGUUAAUGAUAAUAAGAAUGACACUGUUUUAGUGUCACAUGGAGAAGGUAUUGUCACUAUUUGGAAGAAUUCAAAGAACAGACUCAUGGAUCAAUUAUCUCGUAUUAAAGUCAACAAGGACGCUUCAAUUGAUGCCAUUAUUCCUACCAUGAAUUGUGACGACGGAGAAAUGGUGGACUCUGUAUGGUGUGGGGAUAGUGAAGGUUUGUUACAUAGGAUUAACUAUAAGAAGGGAAAAGUUGUUGAAACAAGGGUACAUUCAUCUGCUGCUGGAAAACAUGGCCCAGCUGACGAAGUUGGUAUAUUGGAUAUUGAUUACGAUUAUAGACUCAUUAGUGCCGGUAUGGAUAGUUUAAAGAUAUGGUCCAACCAAGAAGAAAUCUUGAACAGCGAUAGUGAUGAUAGUGACAGCGAUAUCGCCAGUGCUGAUAGUGAUAGCGACGACAGCGACGUCGAUAAUAUCACAAAUAUUGAAGACGAGGUAAAUGAUUUUUCUCCCGAUUCUGAUAGUGAAAAUGGAAACGAUGUCCUGGACGAAAAGUUGGAUGUAGCAGAUUCUGAUUCAAAUGAAGACCAAUUUGAAGACGUCAGUGGUGAAGAACUGCAAUUGUCUGAUACUGAACAACCAACUAAAUCUUUACAAAUAAUUCGUAAGAAGAGAUUUAAUGUUCCAGAAAUAUCUAACAAGACUAAUAUAAAUAAAAAGGUCGUUGAUAUUAACAAAUUAACUAAAGAACAAUCGAUCAAAAAUGCCGAUGAAGAAUCUGAAGAACCUGAAGAACCUAAUAAAAAGAAGCAAAAAUUAAAAGCGAAGCAGAUGUCAACUAAACAAAUCAGAAACAUGCAAAAGCAUGAACAUGGUAUACGUAGAUUUGAUGAUUUAUAG